AUUCGCUUUGGCAUGCCAUUUCUCCUUGAUCACCAGAUAUAGUACAUAAGCGCUUGGAAUAUGUCAGUGUAGCCAACUAGGGUCAAAACUGUACCAGAAUCACAAACUAUCAGCGCGAACGGCUUUGUGUAUUUGCAACCGCUCUUGCUGGCAUUCAAGGCGGGUGGUUAGCGCUAUUGGCGUUGGCGUCCCUGCUGCGAGCAUGGACCCUGUCGGGACAUGCCACAGCGCCGCGGCUUCUGAGGCCUGGGUCAGCGUAGUAUCUGAUGCCGCUGCAUCGGUUUCGAGUCUCUCGCUCGCCGGGGAGUCGCUCGCGGAUGCGCCGGCGAAGCACAGGCGACCCCCGCAGGAAGAGGAGCAGCAACAGCAGCAGCACCCCGACCAUUCCGCGACCUCGCGGCUGGACUCGCUGCCUUGCGAGCUGCUGGCCCGCAUCGCCGGUCUGCUGCCGCCCAACGAGGUGCCCUGCAGCCUGCGCCUGGUCUGCCACGCCCUGGCCGCCGCGCUGCGCACCCCCGCGCCCCCUGCCGCCGCCUCCUCCCGCGCCAGCCCCUCCACUUCCUCCUCCGCCCAAACAACAAGUGCCCCGUCAACAGCAGCAGCAGCAGCUUCCAAACCAACAGCAGUAGCAGUAGCAGCCGGCGGUUGGUGCUGCCCCUUCACCACCAUCCGCCUCAGCCAUCCCGUGCCGCCGCCCUACUUCGCCGCCUCCUGGGGCCCCGCCGCCCUGGCCGCCGGCGCCACCCGCGCCCUCACCCUGGCCCAGCGCCAGCGCCUGCUCUGCCUCACCGCCGCCACCGGCGUAGUGGCCAACCUCGAGAUCGCGGAGGCCGCCGCCGCGCUCACGCUCGAUGGCGCCGUCGCCGCCGCCGCCGCCAGCCGCAACCAAGUGGCCACGCUGCGAUGGCUCAAGGCGCGCGGCUGCGCAGGCUGCCCUGGAAGCAGAGCCAUGACGGCGGCGGCGGCGGCGGGCGCGGUGGAGGCGCUGGGCUGGAUGUGGGGCCCCAGCCGGCCGCUGGGCAAGGGGCUGCUGGCGGCGGCGGCGGCGGCCGGCAGCGAGGCGGCGUGCGAGUGGCUGCUGGACUGCAGCUGCCCCUGGAACGAGGAGUGCCCCGCCGCCGCCGCCCGGGCGGGUCACGGCGAGCUGGCGGCCUGGCUGGCAGAGCAGCAGCGCAGUGACGUGGACGAGCAGUCGCUGCUGGUGGGUGUGGCUGCGGGUCUGGGGCUGGCGGCCCUGCAGCGGCAGCACACCGACUACCUGGCGCGCCGCCCAGGCCGCGGCGGAGGCGGAGGAGGAGGAGGAGGAGGAGGAGGAGGAGGAGGAGGAGGAGGAGGAGGCGGAGGAGGAGGAGGAGGCGGAGGAGGUGGUGGUGGUGGUGGUGGUGGUGGUGGUGGUGGUGUGCAGCGGCCCACACAGGCCACCCGCUACCGCCUGCUUGCGGCCGCCGCCACCAGCCGCACGCCCGACUGGCGCGACAAGGUGGUGUGGCUGGAGGAGGAGUGCGGCUACGGGCGGCUGGAGGGGCUGCCGCCCACCGCCAUCAACUGGGAUGACGUGGCGGCGGCGCCGGACGCUCGCCAGCGGCUGACCUGGCUGGCGGCGAGGGGCGCACUCGGCGCCGCCGCCCGCCGCGCCGCCGCCGCCGCCGUCGACUCCGCCGCCGCCUCCGCCGCCGCCGGCGCCACUCCUUCUUCUGCAAGCUUCAGCACCGGCACCGGCAAUGGCAGUGGCACCAGCAAUGGCAGUAGCACCGGGACGGCGGCAGUAGCUGUGCCCGUGGAAAUGCCGCAUCCAGCGGCGCUGGUGGCGCUUCGCGCCUUCGCCGCCGCCGGUGACCUGGCAGCUCUUGAGCUGCUGGCGGGCGGGGCGCCGUACCUGUUGGCACGUGCCGUACUGCCGGCGGUACGGCACGGCAGGCUGGAGCUGCUGCAGCAGCUGCGCAGCAGGCACGGCGUGCUCCCCAUCGACCUGGGCGCGGCGGCGGCGGCGGCGCGCGGCGGCCACCUGCACGUGCUGCGCUGGAUGGCGCGUGAUGACGUGUGCGGCGCGUGCUGUGUGCGGAGCGCUGACGUGUUCGCCGCCGCUCUAGAGGGACCCGAGAUCAGCGUGGGCGCCUCGCUGUCGGGGCUGCAUGCGGCCGGCGGCGCUGGAGGCGACGGAGGAGGGGGAGGGGGAGGUGGUGGUGGCGGCGGAGGCUGGGACGCGGGAGGCGGGGAGGGGGCGGGGUUCGGAGACGAGGCUGGGGGCAUGGGUGGGUUUGGAGGGGUUGGGGGAGCAGGAGGGCUGGGCGAGCCUCGCAUGGGCGGGCAGGUGGGCGCAGUGGUUUGGUCCACAGCCGGGCCCGGCGGCGCGGCGGCCGCCGCCGGCGGAGCCGCGCCUGGCGGCGGCGGCGGCGCCGCCGCCGACCUUGCGGCGCUGGAUGGCGGGCGGCGGCUGGACCUGCUGACGUGGCUGUACGAUCAGGGCUGCAGCUGGGACGAGCGGGCGUUCCUGGCGGCGGCGGGGUCGGGCUGUGAGGCGCACCUGGACUGGCUGGUGGCGCGCGGCUGCCCCAUGGGGGACGAUGGCGAGCCCUGGCUGGCGGCCGCCCGCAACAGUGACUUCGCCACACUCCGGGCGCUGCUGAGGCUGAGGUGCCCCUGGGGCCCGCCCGCCGCACCCGGCGUCACCUUUGCCCGCGCAAUCGAGGAAGGUGACGACGACGACGAACACGACGAGGGGCUGCGCGUGGGCUGCGAGCUGCGCGUGCUGAGGUGGCUGGUGGCGGAGGGCUGCCCCGUGGAGUGGGGUGCGGCGAUGGCGGCGGCGCGGCGGCGGGCGGAGUGGGGGCGGCCGCACGACAGCGUGCUGGCCUGGAUGCGGCAGGCGCGCAAGGUGGCGGUGGCGGCGGCGCGGCUGGGGGGAGGUGGAGGCGGUGGUGGGGGAGGUGGGGCGGGAGGCGGUGGGGCGGGGAGUGCAGGAGGAGGCGGUGGGGCGGGAGGUGGUGGGGGUUGAGGCGCAGGUGGCGGUGGCACGGGCAUGAGUAGACGACUGGGCGGUUGCGGGGGCGUGUUUGGUUGACUACACAAUGGUGAAACUUACCUCGCCUUACGUUACGGUAGGCGCAUUGUUGCAAUUCGGCGUGCGUGUUCGGGCCGGGGCUUAAGGACGAGUAGGAGGCAGGUAGCUGAGGAGGCACUGUGAGGCUGGAGCUGUACACGCCAACCGCGACGAGUGACGCUCUUGUGCUUUGCGGUAAGGGACGGCACAAUGCAGCAAGGAGACGUAUGAGGGUUAUACCGUGGGGCGUGGGCUUUGGACAACGUGACCGCUAAAUCAGUGCACAGCACUAUGUAGCAAGGCGAAUCCUGGUUGUCUCCGAGACCUGAGUGCGCGAGGCACCAUCUGUAGACAUCACACU
This is a messenger RNA of Chlamydomonas reinhardtii, 3401 nucleotides long. RefSeq lists its product as uncharacterized. Gene Ontology annotation, molecular function: glycerophospholipase activity. The record is from RefSeq and is a predicted model, not a curated record. Lineage: Eukaryota; Viridiplantae; Chlorophyta; Chlorophyceae; Chlamydomonadales; Chlamydomonadaceae. The coding region runs from base 203 to 2995 and encodes 930 amino acids. The transcript is spliced from 8 exons. Gene Ontology annotation, biological process: sphingolipid catabolic process; ceramide biosynthetic process. Gene Ontology annotation, cellular component: membrane; endoplasmic reticulum; cell periphery.